AUGGAGAAAAAGCGAAGAAGAAGGACGACGACGACGAUGAGGACGAAGAUGAAGAUGAAGACGAGAAUUCAAGCAGCAAAAAAGAAGGCCGGCGAUGCGGAGCAGGCAUCAGAUGCUGCUACUACUGCUACUACUACUACUACUGACACGGCAGACAGCAGACGGCAUGGAGAAGAAGAACCAGAAGAAGAAGAAGAAGAAGACGAGUCCAUGAUGCUGCUAGUGGUGAUGCCUGACAGAUAG
This is a messenger RNA of Trichophyton verrucosum HKI 0517, 243 nucleotides long. RefSeq lists its product as uncharacterized. Bases 1 to 243 code for a protein of 80 amino acids. The transcript has 2 exons. The record is from RefSeq and is a predicted model, not a curated record. NCBI's taxonomy places the organism in Eukaryota, Fungi, Ascomycota, Eurotiomycetes, Onygenales, Arthrodermataceae.